This is a messenger RNA of Paramecium pentaurelia, 1013 nucleotides long. Lineage: Eukaryota; Ciliophora; Oligohymenophorea; Peniculida; Parameciidae. The record is from the annotation of a GenBank genome assembly.
AUGGAUCAAAUAAUUGGUGCAGUGAUAAAUGAAUAUCGAUUCUUAAAGCUAUUAGGAACUGGAUCCAUGGCAGAGUAACAAUUGAAAUUAUUUAAAAAGUGUAUAUCAAGUUUAAGAUGUGACUUCAUAAAUUUAUUAUGCCAUAAAAGUAUAUACUUGUCCUGGCAGUGAUAUAAGAUGCCACAAUGAAGCUAAAAUCUUAGAAAAAUUGAAUCAUCCCAAUAUUAUAACUUUAAGGAAGAAUUAGCAAAUGAAAUUCAAGGUAAGAUUCAAGAUACUAUUCACAGGGGGAUUUAGGAGAUAUUAUAACAUUGGAUUGUUUAAUUUUGGAAUAUUUAGAAAAAGGCGAUUUAUUUGAAUUUAUAGCAAAAACUGGUAAUUUUGGAGAGAGUCUGUGUCGUUAUUACUUUAGGUAACUGACUCAAGUAGUUGAUUUCAUGCAUGGAUAGGGAUUUGUUCAUAGGAAUCUAAAAUUAGAGUCAAUAUUAUUAGAUAGAAAAUUUAAUCUAAAACUAUGCAAUUUUGCCUGUGCUUAAUAUUUAAAUAAAUAUAAAGAUGGUAAAUUGAAAACUAAGGUUGGAACUAAAAGUAUAUAAUAUAUAUAUAUAUAUAUAAAGAUUACCAAGCACCAGAAGUCUUAUAUGGAGCAAUAUAUGAUGGAGUUAAAGCAGAUGUUUUUUCAUUGGGAGUCAUAUUAUUCAUAAUGUAUAAGGGUUAGCCACCAUUUUCGAAAGCUAACUAAUAAGAUGCAUUAUAUAAUUUGAUCAUUUAGGAGAAUUAUAAAUAAUUUUGGGAAAUUCAUUCGUAGAAAAUUGAAUUUUCCUUUGAUUUCAAGUAUUUUAUAAUUUAAUUAAAGGGAACUCUUUUUGGGCAUGGUAAAUCCAAAUCCAGAAAAGAGGUUCAAUAUGGAGGGAGUAAAGAAUUCGAAAUGGUUUGGAGGAGUUUCUAAGACCAUUUAAGAUGCUUUCGAAGAAAUGAUUAAUAGAGAAAAAUAUAUUCUUAAGGUCUGACUU